CCGUAUCUGUUCUUUUCUGCACACUCUCUGGCCAGAAGAAGACGCUUCCUUCGCACAAAUCGCUAGACUUUCGCGCCUAGUCUGCCGAAGUUGACUCGCAGUGUCAUAUCGUUUUGUAGAGAGUGAAGAGAUCUCUUGGUCUGCUUAGCGCCUUUUGGGAAGCGUGUGUUGUGCUGCUGUGCGUGGUUUUUGGAAUAUUUGGCCAGUUAGUGUGAGUCUCUUCUCAUCCUCCUUGCUGUGGUUGUUUAGCAGAGUGUGAUUACAUCCCAGCUAAAGAUAGCUGCAAGGACACGGUAUUUGAAGACGUUUGUAGUGAUUCGCCGGCGCUAAGAAAGACACAAGAAGAAUGUCGACGGAAAAGGUGGUGAUUGAGCGGAAAAUCACCCUUGUGAGUGGUGUUGCAAUUAUUGUGGGUACAAUUAUCGGUUCAGGCAUCUUCAUAUCACCAACGGGAGUAUUUAUUUAUGCUGAAUCAAUCGGAGUGUCUCUGCUGAUUUGGGCCCUGAGUGGCCUCGUGUCGGCUCUGGGGGCGCUCUGUUAUGCCGAAUUGGGCACCCUCAUCACUCGAUCUGGUGGUGACUACGCGUACUUACUGGUCGCCUUUGGCCCAUUGGCGGCUUUCCUCUGUCUCUGGAUCACUCUUGUGAUCGGUCGACCAACUAUCCUGGCCAUAUCGGCUAUCACAUUCUCCACCUACGCCAUCAAACCCUUCUUUCCCGACUGUGAACCUCCAGAUGAUGCCGUACGCCUACUGGCUGCAAUCUGCCUCUGCUUCAUCACAGCCGUCAACUGCAUCUCCGUGAAUUGGGCUCUACGGGUUCAGAAUAUCUUCACGGCAGCCAAAUUGUUGGCCCUGGCCGUGAUCAUUGCCUUUGGGGCGUACUCCAUGGUAACGGAUGGUAUGGGGAAUUUUGAGGAGAUGUGGGUAGGAUCAUACAGUGUAAAAUCUCUGAGUUUGGCAGCAUACUCUGGGCUCUAUUCAUUCGGUGGAUGGAAUAUUCUAAAUAUGGUCACUGAAGAGUUACAGGAUCCAUACAGGAAUCUCCCCCGUGCCAUCUGGAUUGCCGUACCAAUCGUCACAAUUGUUUAUGUCCUUGUGAACGUGGCCUAUUUUGCCGUCCUCUCGAAACAUGAAAUCCUUAGCUCUCUCGCAACAGCCGUUCUCUUUGGUAACAAGAUGUUCUCAUCCGUUGCCUGGAUAAUUCCCAUUUUUGUAGCUCUUAGCACCUUUGGGAGCAUAAAUGGAGUUAUUCUAACAUCAGCAAGAUUGUACGCAAUUGGAGCUGAAGAGCACCAUUUGCCAUCGAUUUUUGCUUUGGUGCACAUUCACAAGAAAUCUCCCGUACCCUCUCUCAUAAUAUCGUGCAUCUUGGCAUUGGUGAUGCUUUUCUGGCGAGACAUUUUCUUCCUCAUCAACAUCUCCAGCAAUGCCUAUUGGCUUUGCAUCACUGCAUGUAUUGUAGCUCUUUUUUGGCUGCGCCAUUCUCAACCCUCAAUGCAUCGUCCAAUUCGUGUUAAUAUGGUCAUUCCCACAAUUUUCUUUAUUUUCUGCUGCUUCCUUGUUUUUAUUCCACUCAUAACGGAGUUUUGGGACUUUCUUCUUAGCAUUGCUCUCAUUCUCACUGGCAUUCCCAUUUACUAUCUUUGCAUUUAUUGGCAGCAGAAGCCCCAGUGUUUGAAUAAAGUUAACAAAAUUGUGGAGAAAGUGUCACAAAUUCUCUUUGUCACGGCCUUUCCGGACAAGCAGGAGUAAAACUAUGAAUAUUUUAGGGACAAAACUUGCUGAACGAUUUCUGGGACCUGAUUCGGGACUUAAAGGGUGUCUGUUUCGAAUUGGAAUAUUUCUCUCAGCAAAAUACUUUGAAUUUUUAUUCUGUGUUGACUCUUGGGAAAUUCAGUGCAAUGAUACAGGUUUCUUAUUGUAUUUUGUUGUCUAAGUAAUUAAGCUGCAAUUCUGUAAUUCAAUUUCAGCUUCAUGGUUGAAAGUAUCAAAAUUCUGUUAAUGUUAAUUGCCUUUGUCAAAGAAAAGGGAUUAUUUGAUGUUCAUGAACUUUUCAGAACAUCCUAAGUUAGUAGAAUCGCCGGUAGAGGGCACCACGAUCCCAAUGGGGAAUUCACAUGAGGCAUAUGCUUCAUAUGAAUGAAAGGCAAUUGAAGACUUCUUUUGCAUUGGAUUAAUUAAAAAUGCGAAGAAUCCGUUGGAUUUUUCAAAGAUUUUAUUGACCAGAUAAUAUUAUUAUUAUUUUUGAAUUAUAUUCUAAGCUUUUUUUCACUA
Messenger RNA from Phlebotomus papatasi, 2275 nucleotides. It is a transcript of the gene JhI-21, whose product is annotated as large neutral amino acids transporter small subunit 1. The transcript has 3 exons. Bases 347 to 1753 code for a protein of 468 amino acids. The record is from RefSeq and is a predicted model, not a curated record. Gene Ontology annotation, cellular component: membrane. Gene Ontology annotation, biological process: amino acid transmembrane transport. Gene Ontology annotation, molecular function: L-amino acid transmembrane transporter activity. NCBI's taxonomy places the organism in Eukaryota, Metazoa, Arthropoda, Insecta, Diptera, Psychodidae.